Messenger RNA from Mercenaria mercenaria, 1209 nucleotides. RefSeq names its product probable E3 ubiquitin-protein ligase MID2. The coding region runs from base 193 to 1209 and encodes 338 amino acids. NCBI's taxonomy places the organism in Eukaryota, Metazoa, Mollusca, Bivalvia, Venerida, Veneridae. The transcript is spliced from 3 exons. Gene Ontology annotation, molecular function: zinc ion binding. The record is from RefSeq and is a predicted model, not a curated record.
UCCAGGAAGUAAAAACACUCUGUUUUAUAAUAAUCUAAUCAUCGGAACAUGUGUCUUAUGCUUAAGUUUAUUUAAGACUUAUUUCUGAAUACUGAUUUACAGAUUUUUCUUCUUAGAUCUUAUAUUAUUUUACACUUUAAGCAUACGGAAAACUUUAGACAAUUAGAUAAAACGACUCAGGACAUAAACAAAAUGGCGACCGCUGGUAAUUUAUCUGGAAAGUUAGAGGGCGGACACGAAACGUUUUCUGACUUUGCAUGCUCACUUUGUGAGAAGGAAGGGAAACGCGUGGACGCUGCUAAAUACUGUGAAGAAUGUUUUGUCUACAUGUGUGACUCUUGUGUCAGGACACACAACAGGUUUCCGCUUAACUCGAAACAUAAACUGUUGGAUCAAAGCCAGUUUACGACGCUGAGUCAGCCUGCACUGAAGUCAUUCCCAACAAAGCGAUGUUUGAAACAUCCCGGAGAAUUAAUCAAUAUCUUCUGUGAAGACCACGAUGUUGUGUGUUGCAGUGUUUGCAAGGCCCUUGAUCACAGCACGUGUACUAAAACGCAGAAUUUACCUGAAGCCGCUAAAGGUGUGCUGUUGAGCAAAGAAUUCCAAAAUAUCAAGAAAGAAGCAAAAACGUUCCUAUCAGACGUUAACAGCGUGCUUGCAAAUCGUUCAGCCGACAUUUUGUGUAUAGCCAAGGAGAAAGAUAAUAUUAAGCAAACUAUUGCAAAUUUUCGAAAGAAAGUGAACAAAUACUUUGAUACUUUGGAACGGAAAAGUCUUGAUGAACUAGAUUUGAGAGAGAAGCGUAUCACUACAAUUAUUGACCAAGAUAUGAAAUUCCUUCGUACAACAAAAACAAAGGCCAAAAACAUUCUUAAACAAAUGGAGCGAUUCAAGGGAGAUAAUGAAUGUGAACUUUUCGUUCAAGUUAAAAAUGGCAAGAAUUUCGUUCAUGAUAAUAUGGAGAAUGUUCAGCAUAUUUUAAAAUCUGAACGAGAAGAGUCUAUCAAAUUUAUCAUACAUCGUGAAAUCGAAGUCUUUCUUAGCACCAUAGACACGUUAGGGACAUUUUCCAAAACACGACUUGCGUCUGCAUCCUCAAAAACUCGAGUGGUCGUUCCGAAAAAAUCUCCUGUUUCUCAAACAAAACAAGCUGAUACAGUAACUUCUGGCCCCGAACUUACACUAUUGAAUGCAAUAAAAUCUGGUUAG